Pomacea canaliculata is the source of this 2119-nucleotide messenger RNA. RefSeq lists its product as uncharacterized. Lineage: Eukaryota; Metazoa; Mollusca; Gastropoda; Architaenioglossa; Ampullariidae. The record is from RefSeq and is a predicted model, not a curated record. The transcript has 11 exons. Bases 344 to 2083 code for a protein of 579 amino acids.
UCUUAGAAGACUUUUCUCCCUAUUAUGAUAAAAGUAAAAAAAGAUUAUACUGUGGAAGACAUGCUCUCUCGACAGUAACAACACUGCAAGCACUUAAGCAUGAACAUUAUAAACUGAUUAAUCAGUUCCGGAAUAUCACACAAGGUUCUAGAUGGCAAUGUGAGUCUGAACAGGGAAGUAACAACUUGUGAACUAAGCAAAGUACAGUUGUCUUUCUGCCCGGCCUUCUGUAGGCAAACUAAUAUUUGACUGUGUGCAAUAAGUUAUUUGAUGUCGCUUUGGAAUGUGUUAUUCCUGUGUGUAAUUUUAUGAGAUUUAUUGUUAAGUUUCUUCUUAUAAACCAAUGGAAGUGAUGGCUGUUUGUGGAAGUUGGAUACUAUGUGUUGGUGCACUGCUUGCUACACCGGUUUAUACAGAACUGUCCAUACUUGGCUGUGAAGAUGGUAGUGUAGACGUUGUCGAAGGCACGGAUCAACUUUUCACGUGCGGUGAAUACCAGACGUACGGACCCCAGUGGACUGUUUAUGACGACGAGGGACAGGCACUUUAUUCUGGGUCUUGCAGGUGGAGGUCAUGCUCACCACGGAGUAACCUGUUUCGACUACAGGAAGUGGACCAUGAAAAGAGUUAUACUUUGUAUAGAUCCACGCUGACGAUAAAGAACAUCACGAGGGCUCGUCAAGUAGUUUGCAGCGAUUCCCCGACACGUGCAUCAUGCGACUUAAGAAUAAUUAAUAACCGUGUUCGAGAAAGUAUUAUUGGUGGCAGUGUAGCAGCUGGCACUCUUGCUGUAGUAGGAGUUUACAUUUUUGUUUGCAUCAAGCUACGAAACAUUAUAAAGGGAGAAAACUAUAACCAGAGAAACAGAACUCAUUAUCUACAGACGUACGGCUGCUGCUACGACUUACAGUUGGGUUGUGCGAGUAACAUCAGUUAUAUCAAGCCAAUGGAAGUGAUAGCUGUAUGUGGAAGUUGGAUACUCUGUGUUGGUGCACUGCUUGGUUUACCGGUUUGUACAGCUCUCUACAUCCAUGAUUGCCCAUCUGGUGUUAGAGAUGUAACGGAAGACACUGAGGUUAGCUUUACCUGCCGUCAGUACACUCACCAGGUAGAAUGGUCUUCUUUUGAUGGCAGUGACUACUGGACGAUAAAGGACAUCGGUCGUUGCAGUGGCAAUGGGUGUACAUCCCUGAAUGGGUCCAUAUUUUUCUUACAAGUGAAAGCAAUUUCAGAAAAGAAAUAUGAGAGCACGCUGUACAUCAGGAAUCUCACAAGACAUCAAGAUUUUUAUCUUCACUGCAAUGAGGGCAAAGUAGCUGCCACGUGUAGACUGCGAGUUAUAGCACCUGCUAUCCUUAAAGACUGCGAUGUGUACAUAAGAGAUUGGCAGGUACACGCCACAUGUGUAGUUGAACACAUGUACGCGUCAGACGGAAUGUACUGGUGUACAUGGAGAGUAAACAACGUCUGGCUCACGAGUAAUUUCCAAGACCCACUUACUGAGUACUCGUUUAACACACGAAUCUAUCGAAAAGGUGCUUGCUAUGCAAACCAUAUAAUGCCUUACAGCCCGGGAAACUACACAUACAGCAUCAAGAUAGAUCCUGGUGUUUGGAGCACUGUUAAGACACUGGAAAUAGUGCCUCCAGGGAAUCCUGUGUACACAUGUUCUGAAGUUGUUCAAGAAGGAUCCAAUGUCAGUUGUAAGUGCACCUCCUCAAAUCCAGGAACUCCACCAGCAGAGUUUUCCUGGAAUGGACGGAAUAAUGAUGCACUAUAUGUUAAAAAUGUUCAACGAGAGGAAAACGGCAAUACACAUACAUGUUCUAUGACAUGGGGUCCAUACGGGUACAUCAGGCGUCAAGCUUUUCUAAACUUGACAGUAGUGGCCCACGAAGAAGACAGUGUAACAGUCAACAACACGGCGACCUAUCAAAUCUCUACGGAAACGUCUCUUUCAGAUAGACGUGUUCAAGAAAGUAUUAUUGGUGGCAGUGUAGCAGUUGGUACUCUUGCUCUCGUAGGAGUUGUUAUCUUUGCUUGCAUCAAGCGACGAAACAGUAAGCAAGCUUACUUCAGCUAAUUCUUUCAUUAUCUUAUAAAUACUGAAAACUAAGUC